This is a messenger RNA of Rhododendron vialii, 1584 nucleotides long. RefSeq names its product hyoscyamine 6-dioxygenase-like. The record is from RefSeq and is a predicted model, not a curated record. NCBI's taxonomy places the organism in Eukaryota, Viridiplantae, Streptophyta, Magnoliopsida, Ericales, Ericaceae. The transcript has 4 exons. The coding region runs from base 344 to 1363 and encodes 339 amino acids.
AGCCACAACUAGGCCCCUCAAAGUCAACAAAUUAAUGAGGUAACAGGAAACAAACACAAGGAGAGGGAAAGAGUUGGGAUUAAGUGCUUGUCAAGUUGGGCUCUUAAAAGAUACAGUGGGCGCGCAUUUGUAGAGAAGCGGCGAAGUUAAGACUGGUUUUGCCAUUUCUCAGGAGUUUUACUAGUAACUUCUUCUGCUUUUUAUCCAGUCAUGAUAUAAACUAGACAGUCUAGAUUCCUUAUUAACUAAUAUAUAUAUGCUCUAGAGAACCCAUAGACACCAUUGCCUCUACCCAUCAAAACUUGUUUUUCUUUCGAAACGAUUCAGUACGUACUUGUAGAGAAUGUUGACUCGUCUCUCAAGUUGGUCUCGAAACGUUCAAUCUGUGCCACCAAAUUAUGUGUUGCCAGAGGACCAAAGGCCCGGAGGUGAUGUUGCGGCGCCUGUAUGCAAAGAUAUUCCAGUCAUUGAUCUAUCACAACUGUCUGGUCUUGAUCGCGUUGAGACAAUUCAGCUAAUCAUGAAAGCUAACAUGGAUUUGGGAAUGUUUCAGGUGAUCAACCAUGGAGUACCCGAAGAACUAAUGGAUGAAACAAUGAAUCUAUUCAAGGAGUUCUUCAACAUGCCUGCCGAAGACAAGGCUAUGUAUUAUUCUGAGGAUGGAACUAGUAAGGGUUUUAGGAUCUACACAAGCAGCAUGAAGGGUGUUAACACGUGGAAAGAUUCUGUUAGACACAUUUGUGAGCCUUUAGAGGAUAACAUCCAAUCUUGGCCUGAAAAGCCGGCUAGAUAUCGGGAGGUGGUUAGGGCCUAUUCAGUGGAAGUGAGGAAGUUAAGCUUGAGGAUUUUGGAUCUGGUUUGCGAAGGACUGGGGAUUGAAUCGGGGUAUUUCAGGGAUGAGCUAAGCAAAUUUCAGGAACUGCUGGUCCACAAUUACCCACCAUGUCCAGAACCAGGUUUGGUUUUGGGAGUCGGUGGUCACACUGAUCCAAGCCUCUUAACCUUACUCCAGCAGCAGGAUGUUUAUGGGCUUCAGAUUUUCAAGGGUGGCCAGUGGCUUGGGGUUGAACCAAUUCCUCAUGCUUUUGUUAUCAACAUAUCUGACCAACUUGAGGUUAUCAGCAAUGGGAAGCUAAAAAGUGCUCGACACCGAGUAGUGACGAAUGCCGACAUUGCUCGGACAUCCUUGGUUACUUUUAUUAAUCCAUCGCUAGAAUCCAUCAUCGAACCUGAAAAAGCACUUGAAAGUGCAUCCGAACCCCAACUGUUCAAGUCCUUUCGAUUCAAGGAGUAUCGUGAUAUUUACUUCGCCAAUCUCCGGGACCCUAACGAUGCGACGACACUAGAUGCUUAUAAGCUCUAGUGUAAACCAAAAGCAAAACGGGUUUGGUGUAAUAAACUUUGUGGCUGCAUAUAAAAAAAAAAGCAUCAGUACGGUGGCAUGACUCAUUGCAUCCAUGUCUUGGCAAGACGCGAUGCAAUUGAACUGACAUGUUGUACACUUUUUUAAAAAUAUCGCAAUGCAACGUGAUAGACUCUGUAACAUAUCGCAAUGGGACGAUAUACACGUUUGUAAAAUUAUCG